UUAAUGAUAGGUUAAUCUUAUUUAUUGCGUUUUUCUAAGUAAUUACAUAGCUAAAGUGGACCAUGCCUGGUGGUCGAAAACGCUGGAAUAUACAUGAUGGUCCGCAAGGUUCCCUUCGGAGACUACGCAAUCAGCUUGCAGAAGACGGUUGUGCAGAAUCACAAGUUGUAUUAGCUAAACAGCUCUUGGAAGAAAAGUGUGAAUUGGAAGCUGACAAGAUCUCAAAUUUCAAACAAGCUUUAGAGUGGUUGAUAUGUGCUACUGAACAGGCGCACCCAGAAGCUAGAACAAUGUUGAGGAGGUGCAUCCGAAGUGGCGUGAUAGACGAACAUAGCGCGGCGAUCGUGCGCGCCAAGUCGUGCCUCGCUGCUAGCCGUCAGGAGACCGUUGCCAGGAAGGCUGCGAGGGACCUCUUUGCCAGUUUAUCAAACGGUGAGCAGUACAUAACUACGGCGCAACUAGAACGACGCAUCCGCGAGAUCUGCAACACUACACUCAGGAAAGAUGCAGAAGACAGCGAUGAGCCCGAUGACGAUUCGCCUGAGGAAGCACGUGCUUUGAACGAUGGGCAGGCGCUGGCGCCGUCAUUGGAUGCGAGCGACCAUGGCGACCACAGCCACGGCAACGGCACCAUCCGACCUUCCCAUGUGCUGGAUGAAGAUUCUCCAGACAGAUGUGGCCCAGACGAAGAGAUCCGCAAUCUAACCGUCGACAAUCUAGUCUCAGCCGCCGUAGACUACUGCCAAGGCGAACUACCCCUAGUCACCUACGAGCUCACCCUCACAGACCCAAAUCUCAAAGCAUUAGAUCAUAUACCCUUACUCCAACAGGCGUUCUUACACCCCACAGUCUUCAUACAAGUAUUGUAUCUAAAAUUGCUAUUUUAUUUCGGCUCGUUCACUUUUCGAUUGUCAAACAUAGAACUCUCUUUAUUACUCGUUGCGUAUCUGUCGGUAAACACAGAAAGUCUGUACCAUUUGGUACCAUUAGCUUUGUACUAUGUUAGCUUCGUAGCCAUGGUUAUAUGUACUUUUAAAAUGCUGCAUGCCAAAAGACAGUUUAUAGAUUUCCGAAAAUGGUCCGGUUUAUUUCUGAGAUAUAGUGAUGGGAAUUUGCAGCCUGACGAAUCGGAAAAUUUGUUCGUUAGGAACAAUUUAGGACCCUUCCUGCAGUUCUUCUUGGCGUUAUUCAUCAAUUUGUUCCUAUAUCCCUUUAUAGCUACACAAUGGGUACCGUUUUCCGAAUUCUGCGUACUAUCAUUCUUUCUCAUGUUUCUAACGUUGUUAUCGUUUGGUACAAAUGGAAAUCCUUACCCCGACAUUUUAGCUCUUAUUUCCUUCGGUAUAAAUGUUCUAGCAAAAUAUCCCUACGAGAAAGACACAGUGGUCCAUCAAGGUUGGAGGUUUCUGGACUUGCACAUAUCGAACUACCCAUCUUACAUACUUGGUAAUAGCAUUGAAUUUUGUUUGAACGCUCGUGUUUUUUUCUCUCUAUUAAUUCCUUUGAUAUUAAUCUCUAUGGCUAAGAGAAGCAAUUGGCAAGGAUUCUUUAAGUACACUCUACCUCACUGUGUUACUUUGAGCUGGUUGCAGAUGUUUAUAAUGUGUUCCCACGGGUGUACUACUUACGGACUUAUUAGAGGAACUUUGGGGUUGGUCUGUACGUUCCUUUUUGUGCCUUUAUUAGGUGUUGCUACAGCGAUGUUGCCCGUCUUUGCUUGUUUACAAUAUGUCACUUUGUCGAGAUUAUUCUAUACUCUGUUGGUUGUUGCUGGUCUUGGUCUUAGUUUAGGGGUGUCCUGUUUAUUGGCCAAGUCUGAAGUUACUAAGAAAUUCGUCACUCCGUUUCAGCUUUCCAUCGGCCUGAUAUCCUUAAUAUAUUUUGGAAAUCAAUUCGUAAUCAACGUUCAAGACGACGGAUUACCUUCAGGACUUAUAGAAUUAUUGGGCGAAGAGAAAUCAAGUAUUAAAAAUUUACUAAAAAAUGAAUUCAUGACUGACUAUGAAGAUAGCACCUACCACAUAAAUUGGGAAGAUUAUUAUACGAAUUGCAACUCUCCUUCUUGGUUGGAUUAUAACAUUGCGGCCACGCAGAUUAAGUGCUCAGUUUUAGACGGUGCUAAUGUUAAUUGGGAGGGUUACAUCAGAGAUGUGAAAUUAAAAAGUGUAACUAACAAAUGGAAUGAUUUUGCAUCAUGGCUGCCUGGUGUAUUACAGGAAUAUUUCAGAUGUUAUUAUGGGGAGGAGUAUGAGCGUAUAUGUCCGAAAGAGGGCGAUAAGAGUUGUCAGUUUGUGAGGGGUGUAGCAAGACAAAGCGCGAAGACAUGCCAUUUAAAUAAUUUUAAUGAAUACAUUUACGAAAUAAAAAUAAUAAUGGAAGCAAGGGGAGGCAUUUUGAAACGACACGCAGAAAUAUCAAUUAUAUUCGAUCACCGCUUCUCUAACUUCACACAUCUGCUGCGGACAGAUGACAAAAUACGUUUUAAAGGAAUCUUAAUAAACGACCAAGAUUCAUACAACAUUGGCACAAAUGAUUUGAUCGUGAAAGGCUACGAAAUAAGCUGUGUAGAAUGUAAAGAAGCUCGAGGAACAAUCACCUCAAAGGCCCCUUUAACAUCCAAAUUCAAAGAGUUGUUAAAAACUAUAGUAAACGAUUGCGUUGUAUCAACAAAAAAUGUGCUUAACUUCUUAUUAAAUCCUGUUAUAGUAUUUAAAUAGUGCCUUCGUGCUGUGUUUAGAUUGUAUCCAGUGAUUAGUUGAAUUUCAGUUGAUGUUGCUACUGAAUGGUGCCUGAUGUUACUGUCUAAUCGAAGCUUGGUAUACAUUUUUUAUAGUACCGCAUUUUAUUUUGCUGAAUUUUUGAUAGUGCGUUAUGAAAUGAGUGAUAGUUUAUUCGAUUAAAAUAUUUAUGAAUAAAAACGAAAGAAUGAAUGUUUUGAAACUCUAAUUUGUACUAGGGGAAUCAAUCAUCACGGUUUGCAUAAAUAUCCUCAAGUGAAAAGUUUCAAGUAAUCAAACCAGUGGUGUAAAUGGAAAUGCACAGACGACCGACUAAUAUAAACAAUCUUUCUUUCAAAAAACUGUUGAAAGUAUAAUAGGUAAAUGUAAAAAAAUCAUAACCGAAGAAAAAAAAGCACAUUAAAUUUGAAUGCAAGUUCCAUGCAUGCUACUGGCAUAACAUUACAUUCUCUGAUUUUGACAUUGCAGAGCUAGAAAUUUCAAAACGAUUCAUGACUUUUUCUUACAACUAGUAAUCAAAUUAUAUAAAUUGCUCGAUUCAAAUAUUACCUAUAUGACGAAAAAUUAUUAAAGGCUGAAAAAUGGAUUUGGAUGAACGUCACAUUGCCGAACUUUAACUCAUAUUGUUAUUACUUAAAUUGAACACAAAAAGCUCCAAAAAAGCUAUUUUUAGUCUACAAAGUAUUCGUAUAAUAACGUGAUUACCAAGCGAGGCUGUACUGCUCUCUCUCUUCAUCUCGACUAUAGAUAACAGCCACUUUUUAGAUGUGAUUUGGGCAUGGGGGUGAUGGACAGUAUUAAAAUUUAGCCAUUUUAGAUUUUUAAAUGCAUUUGUAGAAUUAAAAAAUAUAUUUUAUGGACUGAUUAAUACUAACUAAUAAAACUCUAUAGCUGUUGAUACAGAAUUAUUUUUAAAUUUAUUAAUUAAUGGCAUAUUAUAUUUUAAAAAAUGUAAAAUAAAAUGUUCGAUAAAUGUGAGGUAACUAAUUC
This is a messenger RNA of Hyposmocoma kahamanoa, 3728 nucleotides long. RefSeq names its product wolframin (gene wfs1). Gene Ontology annotation, biological process: calcium ion homeostasis; endoplasmic reticulum unfolded protein response. The transcript is spliced from 9 exons. Gene Ontology annotation, cellular component: endoplasmic reticulum membrane. The record is from RefSeq and is a predicted model, not a curated record. Gene Ontology annotation, molecular function: protein binding. The coding region runs from base 63 to 2717 and encodes 884 amino acids. NCBI's taxonomy places the organism in Eukaryota, Metazoa, Arthropoda, Insecta, Lepidoptera, Cosmopterigidae.